Leishmania mexicana MHOM/GT/2001/U1103 is the source of this 780-nucleotide messenger RNA. RefSeq names its product protein-l-isoaspartate o-methyltransferase,putative. The transcript has a single exon. Bases 1 to 780 code for a protein of 259 amino acids. Gene Ontology annotation, cellular component: cytoplasm. The record is from RefSeq and is a predicted model, not a curated record. Gene Ontology annotation, molecular function: protein-L-isoaspartate (D-aspartate) O-methyltransferase activity. Gene Ontology annotation, biological process: protein modification process. Lineage: Eukaryota; Euglenozoa; Kinetoplastea; Trypanosomatida; Trypanosomatidae.
AUGGCGUGGCAUUGCUCGUCAACGACGAAUGCGGGGAUGGUGGCUGCACUGCAGCGCGAGGGUCUCAUCAAAACACCCGAAGUGAUUGAGGUGAUGCGCCGUGUGGACCGUGGCUGGUUCGUGCGCAACCCCAAGGAUGCUUACCGUGAUCAGCCUCUGCCCAUUGGUUUCGGCGUCACCAUCAGCGCGCCACACAUGCAUGCUAUCAUGUUGGAGCUGGUUUGCCCGUCUGUGCUGCGCCACAAGAAUCUGGACCGAGCCCGUUGCCAAUCGCUGCGACUGCUGGACAUCGGUAGUGGAAGCGGCUACAUGACGGCUGCCUUUGCCGCGCUGUGUGAGGCGGUUUGGCGAGACAGUGAGCCGCCUACCUUUGAGGUCGUCGGUAUCGAGCACGUGCAGGAGCUCCAGAAGCAGUCAAAGCGUGUCCUCGAGUCGCACUUCCCUGACUGGAUCCGCGAGCACCGCGUCACGCUGCUGCAUGGAGACGGACGAAAGCCUCGCUCCAUCGCGGGUCUCGGAGAGGAGAAAGGUGAAUGCUUCGACGUCAUACACGUCGGCGCCACCGCGCCGAAGACUCUCGUGCCCGAGUACCUAAGCCUUCUCCGGUGCGGUGGUACCCUGGUGAUCCCCGUUGGUAGCCCGGCCGAGGUGCAGGAGUUACAGGUGUUCACGAAGGGCGAUGAAGGCGCUUUCACGAUGCGACGGGCGUGUCACGUGCAGUUUGUGCCGCUUACAUCUCUACAUGCCCAGCUCGAUGGCGACGUGGCGACGCGCACGUAA